AUGACUGUUGAUUUAGUUCCUGGUACAGUUCAUCUUGUUGAUGUUUUAGGCAAUUUAAAUGUUGAAAAAGAAGGUUCUGGUGAUAUUAUUUUACAUCCACAACCAUCUUCAAACCCAAAUGAUCCAUUGAGAUGGUCAAAAACUAAAAGAAAUUUACAAUUUGCUCUUGUUUGGUUUUGGGGUUUUAUGGUAGCUGCUUCAACAAACUUUUCUGGUCCUUUAUUUGACAUUUGGAUAAAUGAAUUAAAUACUACUUUAAAUCAAUUGGGUAUUUCAAUAGCUUUGGGUUUUUUAUUUCUUGGUGUUGGAGUCGCUAUAGUCAAUCCUACUGGGCUUAAACUCGGUAAACAAUUUGUGUAUAAUUGUUGUACUAUAAUCAUGAUAAUUGCAAGUAUAAUUGGAUCCCAAGCCAAAGAUAUUAAUUUAAUUUAUGUUUUUAAAAUCUUAGUUGGAUUCGCUGCACUGCCGGUUGAUUCAUUAGUUGAAAUUACCUCUACUGAUUUAUAUUUCCAACAUGAAAGAUCUACUGCUUUUAGUUUAUUAAUUUUAGCAUUAUAUGGUGGUUGUGAUUUAGGUCCAGUUGCUGCUGGGUAUAUAGCGGAAAAUGCUGGUUGGAAAUGGUGUUUUUGGGUUCAAGUAAUAAUAUAUGCUGCGUUACUUGUAAUACAAGUCUUUGUUAUGGAAGAUACUACAUUUAGGAGAGAUUUUGAAAAAGAUGAUAAAUUAGAAAAAUCAAUUGAGGAUAAAGGUGGAUUUAUUAUUGAAGAAUCAUGUACAAUUAUCGAAUAUGAAGAGAGUUCAUGGUUGGAGAAAAGAAAUUGGGUACAUACAAGUGAAAAUGAUGAAAGACAUUGGACAACAAUUUUCAUUCGACCAAUUUUUUUAAUCACUUUCCCAUCUACAAUUUAUGCUGCUGUUGUUUAUGGCUCCCAAAUGAUGUGUAUGAGAUUUUUUGAUAUUAAGGUCCCUCGUGCCUUGUUUUGUAAAAGUUUUUACUAACGAAUUUUAGGGUUAUCAUUUAUUUCAAAUACACAAAGUGCAAUUUAUACUGCAGAACCUUACUAUUUUUCAACUAAAUUAACAGGUUUAACUAAUCUUGGUGCUUUUUUGGGAAGUGUAAUUGGAAUGUUUUAUGGUGGGAAUUUUGUUGAUUAUUUUGCAGUCAAAAUGGCAAGAAGAAAUAAUGGAAUUUUAGAACCUGAACAUAGAUUGUAUACAAUGAUAGUUCCCACAGUUUUGAAUGCAGCUGGAUUAUUAGCUUAUGGAUUAGGUUCUUAUUAUAAAGCUCAUUGGGCAAUCUCGGUAGUUAUAGGUCAAGGUUUACUUGGAUUUGCAAUGAGUAGUUCAGCUGCAAUUUGUUUAACUUAUGCAGUUGAAUGUUAUCAUAAAUUAACUAGCGAAAGUUUAGUAUUGAUCUUAUUUAUUAGAAAUAUGUUCGGUAUGGGAUUUUCAUUUGCUAUUUCGCCAUGGAUAGCUCGAAACGGGUUGCAAUUGACAACUUGGAUAAUGUUUAUGUUAUCAAUUGUUAUUAAUGGAUUCUUUAUUGUAUUUAUAAUCUAUGGUAAGUCAUUUAGACGUUGGACAAGGGUAAAAUAUGAAAAAAUUUCAAACCCACAAUAUGGUAAAUUUAUAUAAAUAACUAUAAAACUUAGUAAUAUAUCAGAAAGUAUGAUUUGAAAAACUGUUUCUAUUACUAUUUGCUCUUUAUGAUAUUUAUAGUUAUCGUAAAUUUUUUCAUCCUUUUUUUCAAACCUUAUUCAUGCUUUGGCAUCAACAUCUAUUUCUUUGAUUUCUUGAUACCACCACCUAAAAGAGCUUUUUUACCUCCUGCUCCUAGUGUCUUUUGAAGAUCCUUCUUAGCUUGGGCAUCAGCUUUUUGUUUUUCUUUAAAAUUCAAAUCAUCUUCAUCAUCUUCAGCUUUUGAUUUUUUUGGUGCCUUUAAUGGUUUAGCUUUUCCACCUUGACGACCCGACAUAAUUCAACUUCUUUAUAAUACUUUGACCAAAUUAUAUAACCAACUAACAAUGAUUAAUUGUUAAGGAGUAAUUUCUUGGGAUGGUGGAAAAUUGAUAUUUUUUUUUCUUUUUUUUUUUCCUCCAACAAUCAAGAAUUGAUAAAUGGGUAUUUUAACAACUCAAGAUAAGGAAAAGAUUAAAAGGGUUAUACCCAAAGCAAGUAAUAAAAUUAUAGAUGCAACAGUUGCAAGAUUAUAUAUAGCUUAUCCUGAUCCAACAAAAUGGAUUUAUACUGGUUUAUCAGGAGCAAUUGUAUUAGUUGAUGAUUUAGUUGGUCAUACUUUCUUUCUCAAAUUAGUUGAUAUAAUUGGCCAUAGAGGUGUUUUAUGGGAUCAAGAAUUAUACAUUAAUUUUGAUUAUCAUCAAGAUAGAAAGUUUUUUCAUACAUUUGAGAUUGAAGAUUGUUUAGUUGGUUUAUUAUUUGAAGAUACAAGUGAUGCAACCCAUUUUUAUAAAAGAGUUACUAAUAAACAAAAAUAUGGGUCCAAUGCCACUGUAAAAAACAAGAACGCAAUAAAAUUAAAAGAACGAGCUGUUGAAAAAAGUCAUGCACCAGGUCCAAGAGGUGAAUUUAUUGAUUCAAAUACGGGGCAAAGACAAAGAAGAUAUAAAGGAGUUUUAUAUUAUGAUGAUGUACCACCACCUGAAUGGAGAGGAUUAUAUUCUGAAUUAGAAGCUGCUGGAAUAACUGAGGAUAUGAUUGCAGAAAAUAGAGAAUUUAUUAAAGAUUAUAUUGCAAAACAACCAAAUCAUCCAUUAAAAGGUUUAGAACCACCAAUUCCAAGAAAUUAUCAUAAACCAGAAUCAAAACCUUCAAUAAAGAAAACAAAAGCUCCACCACCACCACCACCUCCAACAGAUUCGGUGCAAAGUUCAAUGCAAAGUUCAGUGCAAAGUCCAGUGCAAAGUCCUGCCUAUUCUGAUUCUCCAGAACCUGAAGUUUCAACACCAGAAGAACCAAAGAAUGAACCAAAGAAUGAACCAUUUAAACCAAAAUUUAGACUUCCACCAGCUGAUGCUUUUGCUCCAAUACCUACAAAUAAACCAUUACCAACACCACAACAACAAACACUGUCUCCUCAACAGAAUCAUCCACAAAAUCAACAACCUCAACAAAAUUAUCAACAAAAUUCAAGACCUAUUCCACAACCUCCAAGUAGUAACAAUGUACAUAACGCUCCACCAGCAUUCAAUUAUUCACAUCAACAACCUCCAAGUAGUAGCAAUGUACAUAACGCUCCACCAGCAUUCAAUUAUUCACAUCAACAACCUCCAGCACCUCCAAUGCGUGGUAAUCCUCCACCACCACCUCCAAGAGGUCAACAAACUCAACAACAACCAUUUCAACAACAGCAACCUCCUCAAUUUCAACAACAUCCAUCAUUACCCCCAAGAAAUAAUCAAUCAGGACCACCACCACCACCACCAAGAGCAAGUAGAGGAGGUGCUCCUCCAGCACCACCACCACGAGCAAAUAGACCUAGUCAUCAAUCAUUACCUCAAGUUAGUUCACCACCUCCACCACCUAGAAAUAUACAACCAAAUUCACACCCAGUUGCACCUCCAUUACCUCAACAAAAUCAACAACCACCACCACCACCUCCAUUACCUCAGCAGAAUCAACAACCACCUGUUGCUCCUCAAUUACCUCAACAAUCUUCUUCAAUGCCACCACCACCACCACCACCUCCAAUGCCAUCUAAUGAUAAUGGUACUUUCGUUGAAGCUACUGGUAAUGCUGGUAGAGAUGCUUUAUUAGCUUCAAUUAGAGGUUCAGGUUUAGGGUCAUUGAAAAAGACCAAUAAUUUACAAGAACAAGAAAAUAGAAUUAAACCAAAUGUGGCAGGUACAACAUCAACAGCUUCUAAUUCUUCAGCUCCACCUGAUAAUGGUAAUAAUGCUUCAUUGGCAGAUGCUUUAGCUUCAGCUUUGAAUAAGAGAAAAGGAAAAGUUAGACAGAGUGACGAUGAAGAUGAUGAAGAAUGGUGA
Molecule: messenger RNA, 4004 nt
Organism: Insectozyma verbasci
Lineage: Eukaryota; Fungi; Ascomycota; Pichiomycetes; Serinales; Debaryomycetaceae
Source: the annotation of a GenBank genome assembly